Molecule: messenger RNA, 2564 nt
Organism: Haliotis rubra (blacklip abalone)
Lineage: Eukaryota; Metazoa; Mollusca; Gastropoda; Lepetellida; Haliotidae
Product: synaptonemal complex protein 2-like
Exons: 11
Coding region: 120-2555 (811 amino acids)
Source: RefSeq, a predicted model, not a curated record
GCCAAAGGUGAAAACACCAGUUGUCACAAUUAGAGAAGGUAGCUCAAAAAAAGUUGCAGAAGGAUCAGAAAAUCAAACAAAGGGGAAAACAAGAUGGUCAGGAUACAUGUACACGGGAUAUGGCAUCAGGUAGAUGUGAAGAUGAUAUUAUUCCAGAUUCAUUGCCUACGGCAGAUCACCAACACAUAACAACAAAUGUUGUACUUCCAAAGUCCCAGAGGUAUCCAGGCUUAGGUGACAGUGGGAUCGAUCUGGCUGAAGGAGAGGCAUUGCAAAGUGAUAGGGCUGAUGUCUCAUCUAAGAAUAAAAACAAGAAAGAGAAAGAUUCCAGUUUUGAUUUUACAGUUGACAUUGAUGAUGACUUCAAACAUGUAGACAAACAAGUAUCACAAGGAACAAAAAAGUUUUUGAAAAAGAAGAAACAAGGGAAUAAGACAGACCAAAAUAUCUCACAAAAUUACCAACAAAUGGAUCAAGCUGAUGAAAACUCGAUGACACAAUCUUCAGACCUUCCAUCAUCAUUUGAUGUAAAUGUAAUUCAGGAAUCUCAAUAUGUGUCAACUGAGACAGGGAUAGAAGGUUCAAGUGAUGUUCAAGAUACAAGUAAAAACAGUGAUUGUUUAUACAGCUCCACAGUUAAUACCAAGUCAAGCAUGGAUGUGAACACACUUACUACAAAGGUGAUGUCUGGAAAACAGAAGAAGAAAUUCUCAGAAAAACAGAAGAAACCACUCCCUCCCAAAGGUAAAGUUCAAAGUUUGAACAGAAUUGGAGAGAGUGUUAGCAGUGAAUCAUCAUUGCAAGGUGUUCCUACUGAUGUUACAUCACGACUCACAGAGGCUCAUGUGGAAGUCACAAGAAUGAACACCUUGCCUUCUUUUAAAGACAUGAAAGACAAGAACGUAGUGAAGAAAAGCACUACUGGGAAGGAUUCAGCAACAAAGAAGAAGAGCAAAUGUAAAGACAAAAAUGCUUUGGCUAAAGAAGUAGAGCUAUUUGGUUUCACUACAAAUACAGAAGUGACAAGAGAAGCUGAACACAAGAAGGCUCUUGGAAAAACAGCCAAGUCAAAGCAGAAGGUAAAGACUAAUGGGUGCCAUGAAAUAGAAAAGGAGCAUGCUAAGGAGCCACAGCUAUUAGAAAAACACUGUAGAAGAGUAUUGCCAAGUCGAAAAGCUAAGGCUAAACAGAGUGAUGUGUAUAAUGAAGAAUUCAGUAGUUCUGAAAAUGUAGGAAAUCUCUUUGAAAGCCCAUUCAGCGUGGCAGAUGAUACUUCCAAAGAUUGGCCUAAAGAAUCUUCAGCAACAACAAAGAUGUCAUUGUAUGUUAAACCAAAGAAUUCACACAGAUUACUGUCUCAGUCUGGCUUAUAUUUCCCUGAACUUUACAAUAAUUCCAGCCCUGCAAGUGAUCCCUAUGAUUUUGAUAUGGAAUGUGAAGAGCAGCUUCAUACCAAUCCAGCUGAAGCCAUGGAUAUCAACCUGUCUAAUAAACAAAAUAGUAUGAAGGUUACAAGUAUGAAAACUUCCAAGUUUUUCAAACACAGAUCAGAAGUUGGGAUUAAUAUAAGCUCAGAGACUAUUGCAACCAAUUACAUGAAGACGUGGCAUCAGAAGCUAAAUAAGAAGGGUGGAAAGUCUGCAGUUUUAUCACAGUGCUAUACAAGCCAGAAGAGUGUGGACAAAAAAAGUGAAAAUGCCAAAAAGGAAAACAUCAACAGAAAAGAAAAUAGUCAGAACAAUAAUUCCAAAACAAAGCGACAGAAUUAUGUUGAAGAAACAGCUAUCUGCCCAGAAAGAAGAGGGUCUAAAACUAAUGCGGGCAUCCUGAAGGACACUGAAACAAUUCAGAAUGAGUCAACUCACUCCUCAAGAAAGAAAACAAAAAAUCCUAAAUUCAAAUUGUUUAAUCCUGAUUUAUCUAUGUUGUUACCGACACAAGAUGGAAAUGCAGAAUUAAUCAGUAUUCAGGAAGAGAAUAAUGAGAGUUUCCAACAGGAAAAAGAUCAGCUUGAAAGCAGGACAAAAGAGCGAAAGCCGAAACACAUUGACAAGAAGUUAGAAAAGGAAAAGAAGACUGUUGUAGCAGAUGCACCAAAGAAGAAGAAGCAGAGUUCAAAAUCAAGACGUAAAGGCAAGGCCUCUGAGAAAUUGGACAGAGCAAGUUCAGACCGAUAUGAAAAUGAUAUGUCUAAUGUUGGUGUUAUUGAAAACUUCUCAGCAAUUUGCGAGUCACUAGUUGACCAGUCUUCCAUAGAAAUAGAAGCCUUGGACAAGAUGUUCAAUAAACAAGAUGAGGAACACAAGACAAGCUUACAGAAAAAGUACCAGGUGACCAAAAGCUCAGAUGAAGAAUAUCGGCAGGACAAUUGUUCAAUAGUAAAUGAUUUGAAAAGCGAACUAAGUUGGAUAGCUAGGCGAUCAACUGCCAAGAAAAAGAAAAAUCAGAAAACUUACAAGAGAAAACCUGUCAUGAGAGAGAGACAGCAUAGACCUACUGACACAGAUAGUCAGCAUAUGGAUAGAAAGGAUGAAAAUGGUGAAGAACGAGGAUAGUGAGGACGA